AAAGCACUGGUGCGGUCUGGGUUGGGUCUGUCUUGCUCGCUGCUUACUGGUAGUGUUCUCUGGCUACAUGGUGCAGUGAUACAUUUUCAUUCCUUCGCGCACAAGGAGAGCCCAUGUCUUUCUUAUAGACAUGAUGAGCUUUGUGUUUUCAAGGAUUUGCCUUUUUCUGGUUGUCUCUGUGACUCAGGUUUUUUUUGUGAAAUGCCAGGACGGAAACAGUGGAGAUGACCUGGGCUGCACGGUCGACGGCCAGGUGUACACCAACCGAGACAUUUGGAAACCAGAGCCAUGUCGGAUCUGCGUGUGCGACAGUGGCGCCGUCCUGUGCGACGAGAUCCAGUGCGAUGAGCUGUCCAACUGUGAGAAGGUGACCAUCCCCGAGGGCGAGUGCUGUCCCAUCUGCCAGAGCGAGGGCAGCACAGACACCAGUGGCAACGGCAGACCUGACGGUGGCAGAGUCUACAGGGGUCAGAAAGGAGAACCUGGAGAUGUACCGCAGGUGACUGGGAUCAGAGGUCGUCCUGGGCCUAUGGGGCCUCCCGGGUCGCCAGGAUUCAGAGGGGACCGAGGCCAGACUGGAAGACCUGGGCAGCGUGGACCAGCAGGAUAUGACGGAGAGCCUGGUGUGCCUGGAAACCCAGGAGAGCCAGGGCCUGCAGGAAACCAAGGUCCUCCAGGAGGACUGGGAGCUCAGAUGGCUGGAGGCUUUGGGGAUGAGAAAUCAGCCGGCCAAACGGCCAUGGUGCCAGGAACUAGGGGAGAGUCAGGAGCAAGAGGACCUCCUGGGCCAAAUGGAAACCCUGGCCAUUCUGGACCACAAGGAGCCCCUGGGGAAGUCGGUGAUCCAGGUCACAUGGGUCCAUCUGGACAAAGGGGACCUGAAGGGCCACCUGGAAAGCCAGGUGAAGACGGAGAAGCAGGGAAAGCUGGAAAUUCAGGAGAGAUGGGUUUCCCUGGAUCAGCGGGAGCUAGAGGAUUUCCAGGGACACCUGGGCCUCCAGGACUGAAAGGCCAUAGAGGUCACGCAGGUCCAAUGGGUCUAAGAGGAGAAACUGGAACUGUAGGAUCCAAGGGUGCAUUAGGUCCCACUGGUCCGAUUGGCACACCUGGCCCUAUGGGCCCUAGAGGCAUGCCUGGGGAGAGAGGCCGCUUAGGAGCUAACGGAGUACCAGGUAUGAAAGGUCCUCCUGGGAACAUUGGUAAACCAGGUCCGAUGGGUCCGUUAGGUAUCAAUGGUCCUCCAGGAUAUCCAGGAAUUCCAGGAAUGAAGGGCCAACCAGGUGCCACAGGAGUGCGGGGCCCUGAGGGGCAACAGGGCCAGAGGGGUGAGACAGGACACCAAGGCAGGGCAGGGGCAACUGGCCUACAAGGUCCUUCAGGAACUGACGGUGGCCCAGGUACUAAGGGUCCAGUGGGUAGCAUGGGUGUACAGGGUCCCGGGGGUCACCUGGGACCCCAUGGUCCACCAGGACCUCAGGGAAGCACUGGACAGCCUGGGAUCAAAGGUCAACUGGGAGAUGUUGGUGUACCUGGGUACAAAGGAGAGGCCGGACCCAAAGGAGAAUCUGGUCCCCCUGGUUCCCAAGGAGUGAUUGGGCCCCAGGGCGAGGAGGGAAAGAGAGGAACUCGGGGUGACUCUGGUUCGUUAGGACCACCGGGUCCUGUUGGUGAGCGGGGGUCUCCUGGUAACAGAGGUUUUCCCGGUGCUGAUGGAUUACCUGGUCCUAAGGGUGCUCAAGGAGAUCGUGGACCUUCUGGCAUAUCUGGCCCUAAAGGUUCAGGAGGAGAUCCCGGUCGCACUGGCGAACCUGGCCUCCCAGGCGCAAGGGGUCUGACAGGCACCCCAGGAGUCCAGGGAGCCGAGGGCAAGCCAGGACCACUGGGCCCAGCAGGAGAAGAUGGCCGCCCAGGACCAGCAGGGUCUAUUGGAACCAGAGGUCCUGCAGGAACCAUGGGAACACCUGGACCAAAGGGCUUUAACGGAGAUCCAGGGAAGACAGGUGAACAAGGAUCUGCGGGAGUGGCAGGACAAAGAGGUCCUCCUGGGAAAGAUGGGGAGGUUGGCCCUGCAGGUCCCGCUGGCCCUCCGGGUGUUGCUGGUGACAGAGGAGAAAUGGGACCUCCCGGUGUGAACGGCUUCCAGGGAUUACCUGGACCUCCAGGUCCCCCCGGAGAGUCAGGAAAACCAGGUGAUCUGGGUAUACCCGGAGAAGGAGGUGCUGUGGGUCAAAUUGGACCAAGGGGAGAGCGUGGAAUCCCAGGAGAGAGAGGAGAACUCGGACCUCACGGUCUAGCUGGACCCAAGGGAAUCCCGGGAGCACCAGGACCCGAUGGACCAAAGGGUAGUCCUGGUCCUCACGGUGGAGUUGGUGACCUAGGGCCUCCUGGUCUUCAGGGGAUGCCUGGUGAGAGAGGGAUCUCUGGUCCUCCUGGGCCUAAAGGUGACAGAGGGACAGGUGGAGAGAAGGGAUCAGAAGGUACACCAGGAAACGAUGGCGCAAGAGGUCUUCCUGGUCCUCUUGGCCCACCCGGACCCCACGGACCCAGCGGUGAAAAGGGAGAAGCUGGACCUAAAGGCCCUCCCGGGCCUCAUGGAUCAAGAGCGAUGCCUGGAAACCGUGGUGAACCUGGCCCUAUUGGUCCUGUUGGGUUUGGUGGACCACCCGGUCCUGAUGGUCAACCAGGAGUCAAGGGGGAGCCCGGAGAGCCAGGUCAGAAGGGUGACGCUGGUUCUCCAGGGCCUCAGGGCUUGGCUGGAUCCCACGGACCUCCUGGUAUUGUUGGUGUGGCCGGACUGAAGGGCGGCAGAGGAACCCAGGGUGCACCUGGCCCCACUGGUUUCCCUGGAUCUGCAGGCAGGGUUGGACCACCAGGCUCAACUGGUCCCGUUGGAGAGGCUGGACCCCUUGGUCUCCCUGGGAAGGAGGGUCCUCCUGGCCUUCGUGGAGAGAACGGAUCCCCUGGGAGACAAGGAGAAAGAGGUCCCCCAGGACCAGCCGGAGGCCCAGGAGACAAGGGAGACUCUGGAGAGGACGGACCCACGGGUCCUGAUGGACCUCCAGGUCCCGCCGGAACAACAGGACAGAGAGGCAUUGUGGGCCUUCCUGGUCAGAGGGGAGAGCGUGGAAUGCUGGGACUUCCAGGACCAGCGGGUCCUCCAGGGAAACAGGGGACUGCAGGACCUGGGGGAGACAAAGGCCCCCCUGGCCCGCUCGGUUCUCCUGGUGCCAACGGACCCCGUGGUGAUCCUGGUCCCGAUGGUCCUGCUGGUUCUGAUGGGCCCCCAGGCAAAGUUGGAGUCAUUGGUCAAAGGGGAGACAGAGGGGACCAUGGUCCAGAGGGUCUGAUCGGGACCCCGGGACUACCCGGAACUCCUGGUCCAGUCGGUGCCACCGGUGGUUCUGGAAAGAGAGGAGACGCAGGUUCCAGAGGACCAAACGGUCCCCCAGGUUCAACAGGAAAGAGAGGGCUAAUGGGACCACAAGGACCCAGAGGUGAUAAGGGUGACCUGGGAGACCAUGGAGACAGAGGACAGAAGGGACACAGAGGAUUCACCGGUUUACAAGGUCUACCCGGACCACCUGGUACAACAGGAGAGCAGGGAGCAUCAGGAAUCGUCGGACCAAGCGGACAAAGAGGACCCUCUGGACCAGUUGGACCACCAGGAAAAGAAGGGUAUAUCGGCCAGCCUGGACCAAUGGGACCUCCUGGAACACGUGGAAUUAGCGGCGAAAUCGGACCUGAGGGACCUCCUGGAGAGCCAGGCCCCACUGGUCCUCCCGGCCCUGCAGGCCCCCCCACGGCUGCCAUGGAUGACCUGUUUGGCGCCAUGCAAGACUACGAUGGCGGCCCCCCUCCUCCUCCCGAGUUCAGUGAGGAUGAGGCUUUGCCCAACAGCAAUGCCACCCAGCAGCUGGACCCAGGUGUCCAGGCCACUCUGAAGGCCCUCAGCAGCCAAAUCGACAGCAUGAAAAGCCCCGACGGCAGCAGGAAGCACCCGGCUAGGACUUGUGAGGACUUGAAGCAGUGCUACCCACUGAAGAAGAGCGGUGAAUACUGGGUCGAUCCAAACCAAGGAAGCUCAGAGGAUGCUAUCAAAGUACAUUGUAAUAUGGAGACGGGAGAGACCUGCAUCUCGGCCAAUCCUGCCAGCAUACCUCGCAAAGUGUGGUGGAGCACCUCAAGGAAUAAGCCUGUGUGGUUUGGAGCUGACAUCAAUAGAGGACAACAAUUCACCUACGGUAACAAAGACCAGCCGGCCAACUCUGUCACGGUUCAGAUGACGUUCAUUCGUCUGCUCUCCAAAGAGGCUUCUCAGACCAUCACCUUCCACUGCAAGAACACAGUGGGCUACAAGGAUGAGGCGACUGGGAAUCUGAAGAAAGCUGUCAUCCUCAAGGGGUCCAAUGACCUGGAGCUCAAAGCAGAGGGAAACAACCGCUUCAGAUACACUGUGGUGGAGGACAGUUGUGGAAAAUCCAAUGGUAACUGGGGCAAGACAGUGUUUGAGUACAGGACCCAGAAAACAGCCAGACUUCCCAUCAUGGAUAUGGCCCCUGUGGACAUUGGUGGUUCGGAUCAGGAGUUUGGUAUCGAUAUUGGGCCCGUUUGCUUCCUAUAAAUUCCAACAACAACAUGGACGCAUUGAAGACAAUCCUGAGACUCUUGAACUAUCAGCUGACGCGAUCAGCCUUGUACAUACAAGUACUGCGGACUAUUCUCGCCUCGUGGCGAGAUAUUUAUUGUGCCUUUCCAACCGUUCCCUAUCGUAGUUGAUAUGUUUUUGCCCUGUGUACGUUAGAUGAAUGUUUGGGGGAAAUAAAGAACAAGUAAGCAACA
Messenger RNA from Coregonus clupeaformis (lake whitefish), 4839 nucleotides. Its product is annotated as collagen alpha-2(V) chain. Lineage: Eukaryota; Metazoa; Chordata; Actinopteri; Salmoniformes; Salmonidae. The record is from RefSeq and is a predicted model, not a curated record. The coding region runs from base 131 to 4621 and encodes 1496 amino acids. Gene Ontology annotation, cellular component: collagen type V trimer. Gene Ontology annotation, molecular function: extracellular matrix structural constituent; protein binding. The transcript has 53 exons.